CAUCCGCAUUCUACAUGUGUAGGCUACAGUUAGCUAGCUAGCUUAGCGGCUAAACGCCGGAGGUUGUGUAUUAUAAAUGUCCAUUUUGAGUGUUGUGCUACUUAGUAACUGUCUGGGUAUUUCAGACACACCUCGUCUUAAAUAACGCAGCAUUAACAAGCUCACUUAUGUUAGCAUUAGCUCGCCUUCCAGACGCAUGUCAGUCAACCUGUCACCAGAUGUGGAGAUGUUUACAUCAAGCCUUUCAGCAGAACAAGCGAGAGAGCUGGCCAAAAGACUCACCACUUUCCUGUCUCAGUACAGCCACCUAUCCGACUCCUAUAUAAUCGAGUUCUUCACUGAAGAUCUUUGGCAUACAUUACCCAACAGCUGGCAGCCUGUGCUGCAGGGCCUGUCAUAUCCGCAGAUUGCAGACCUAUUACUGGAUGCUACACAUGGAGACAGGAGAUAUCCUUCGGUGUGGCCUCUGUCACUCUUGGCGUUCCGUGCCACAGCUCACGCUCUGGCAUUUCCCAGAGAGUGCAGGCGGGAGCGAGGCCGGGCAGCUGGCUCGGUGAAGCCUGAGGAGUUCCUGGAAAACCAAAGUCAGAGCUCACUGCUGGGACACAUAUUCAGGAAGCACGUCAAACCCAAGAAACAGCAUGAGAUCCGCAAGCUGGGCACGCUGGUUAAACAGAUUUGUGACCAGACUGACUGCAACAGAGUGGUGGAUGUGGGCUCUGGACAGGGUCACCUGACUCGUUUCCUGUCCUUUGGGCUCGGACUGUCAGUGACAGCAAUUGAGGCUGAUCGCACCCUGGUUGCUAUGGCGUCCAAGUUUGACGAACAGUUACUGUGGGCCUUAGAGAAGGAGAAGCAGAAAAAGAGUGGCUCCUAUCCAGUCCCAGUGUCACAGUCCUCUCCCCGCCAUGUGGCUGGUUGGUUAAACCCCAAGGCAUCAUGGGAGACCUUCAUCAAGCAGCUGAGCACUGCAGAUUGUGACAGCAAAGUCCCCCCAACUCCAUCUGGACCCAGCAAAAAGAGACUGCGGGGCUGUGAGCUUCAGGGAUGUUCUCCUGUGGUCCAGACUUCAUCAUCUCGUGGCUCCACAGACUCUGGAUUAAGAUCACAACACAACAACGAGUCUGAAGAGGAGUCCUCUGCUGAAAACUGCUGCUCGUGUGUCCAGCCUGUCCGUCAGGAGGAUGCACGUCCUGAGGAAAACAGCCGGUGCAGGUAUCCAGACUUUGUCCUGACCGGUCUGCACGCCUGCGGUGACCUAAGCGCCACUCUCCUCCGCCACUUCGUCAAAUGCCCACAUGUACGCGGCAUCACCUCUGUGGCGUGUUGCUACAUGAAAAUCACAACCAAAGAAAACCCCACCCCUCCAGGACUGGUAGAAUGUCCUGCUCCCCCAACACCAGGCCAGGAAUUGGUUUCCUCAGAGUUCGGCUACCCGAUGAGCUCCUGGGUGCGGGGGUUGCCGGGACAUCAGCUGUCCUAUAAGGCGCGGGAGGGGUCGUGCCAUGCUAUUGAGGACUAUAUACGCAGGCUUCGGGAGGAAAGUGAGUUACUGAGGACACACUGCUACCGGGCAACGCUGGAGACUUUCAUUAGGGAUACAAGGCCGGAUCUGCGCAGGGCAGGAAUCCAGACCAUAAAGAAGGCCCACUUAUUACCCUUUACAGAGUACGCCCGUCUGGGUCUGGCUCGGGUAGGCCUGCCUCCUGAGUUGCCUCUGGACCCGGAGCGGGUGGAGGCCAUGUUGAAGCUGCAGGGCAGGGUGGUGGUGUACUUCAGCCUGGCUCUGCUGCUGGCUCCUGUGGUGGAGACGCUGGUGCUCCUGGACAGGAUCAUCUACCUGCAGGAGAACGGUGUGGUCAGUCGGCUAAUUCCUCUCUUCGACCCAAACUUUUCUCCAAGAAACUUUGUACUGGUGGCUCUGAAGGCUCGUGGAAGUCCCAAGUCAAACUACACCAGUCGGUCUUCGUUGGGAAAAGUCACGCCUAUUUUUGGAGAAUGAAGUCUAGUUCUCAUUUAAACAAUCCAAGGAACCCUAAGUCUUAUGGUUAUUUUGAUUUUAGCCUCUGUUCUCAGAGAUAUUAAAUAAUGAACAUAAAGGGAAGAUUAUUUUGUUGGCCUUUGGACGUCCUCUGACAUAUUUUUACCGUUAAUAGUGCAUGUCCUUCCUGCAGUGGAACCCUUCCGAUUUUUUGCUUCAUUGAAAUCUAAAGCUUGGUAUCUCCAAAUGGACACUCAGUUAUGCCUCCGGAAGUCCAAACAUUUGGUUUUGUUGACAUCAUGCAUGUCACACUAGUUAUCACUCAGUGUCUUCAUGAUAGCACAGAAGCAGUCGUGUGGUUUCACAAACAUACGGUAUGUGUUUCUUGUUGUGUUUUUUAUUUUAUUGCCUCUCAUUUAUUGUAAAGCACCAAGUUGCAGUCAUGAGGACAUUUACUGUAUCUGUGACACGAAACAAUAAACAAAACCAGUGCUUUUCAUUUUA
Micropterus salmoides (largemouth bass) is the source of this 2485-nucleotide messenger RNA. It is a transcript of the gene mettl25b, whose product is annotated as ribosomal RNA adenine dimethylase domain containing 1. Lineage: Eukaryota; Metazoa; Chordata; Actinopteri; Centrarchiformes; Centrarchidae. The transcript is spliced from 8 exons. The coding region runs from base 197 to 2002 and encodes 601 amino acids. Gene Ontology annotation, biological process: rRNA modification. Gene Ontology annotation, molecular function: rRNA (adenine-N6,N6-)-dimethyltransferase activity. The record is from RefSeq and is a predicted model, not a curated record.